Molecule: messenger RNA, 691 nt
Organism: Hyaloscypha bicolor E
Lineage: Eukaryota; Fungi; Ascomycota; Leotiomycetes; Helotiales; Hyaloscyphaceae
Exons: 1
Coding region: 289-570 (93 amino acids)
Source: RefSeq, a predicted model, not a curated record
GCGAAUCACACUGGGGAGACAAGGAUAGUCGCAUGGUAUUUUGGGCCAAAGGUUGCAAGAUCGAAGGAGCCUUAGGCCUCGGAAUGGUCAGUCAAACAAGCCCAGAUCCCGAGCAGUGGGUAUGGAGCGCGUACCGUGUCAUGGACGUGAGGGUCGAUGUUCAGAUGGCGCUGAGGAUCGCGAAAGAGACAUUCGAGAGGUUGUGAGACAGAGAGAGGUCGUCGAAGGUGGUGGUCUAUUCGAGCUCGAGGGAAGCCCUCAUGAGGAUUCAGUGGGGGGACUUUUGUCAUGUUGGAGGGAAGGAAGAUUCCAAAUGCAGGUGUGAGCGUGGUUUUACGAGGCUUGGUUGCUGUGAAUAUCUUAAAGAGACUUGGAAUCGAGGGGGAAUUGAGAUCGAUUCCUGAGGGAUGCGAGAUUGAGGGUGUGCUGGAAGCGGAUUGUGCUGCUGGUGAAGAGGCCAAGUACAUACCUCCUGCUCGGGGGCCUGAUGCUUUCAUCAACGAUGUCCAAGGGGAUUACAAGCGGAAGAAUAACGGAAAAGCUCAGAUGCAGGAAAGGAAACAGAGGUAGCAGGUGGAAAAAGAGGCUGACAAGCGUGCAAGAGCUGAAAAGCGUCCCAGAAGGGCUCUCAUAUGAUUCGAUCGACGACGAAGGAAAGAAUGCAAUGAAUGACCGCGCUUUCGACCCGGCA